Triticum aestivum (bread wheat) is the source of this 879-nucleotide messenger RNA. RefSeq lists its product as uncharacterized. The transcript has 5 exons. The coding region runs from base 1 to 879 and encodes 292 amino acids. Lineage: Eukaryota; Viridiplantae; Streptophyta; Magnoliopsida; Poales; Poaceae. The record is from RefSeq and is a predicted model, not a curated record.
AUGGGGAAAAGAAAACUAGUGAGACUGCAACAUCGACGCACCAUCCGUCACACCUAUGCCAACGAGCGCAUGCAGCUCCCCGAGCUGUCGGCGGCUGAUGCAUCGCAGCACCGCGAGCCACCGUGGCUGCUCCAUGGCAACACAGGGCUUGCCGCCGCCGCACGAAGCUUCAUCGCAACUUCUGCGAGAGUUCCAUUGCAACGCCGACGAGCUUCAACGGCCUCCCUGGCACUUCAAUGCAACUUCGGCGGGCUACACUGCAGCUCCGGUGGCGCUUCAUUGCAGCCUGCACGGAGGCAACUGUCUCAGCUUGAUCCUGCUAAAUGCGUAGAACUUGUCAAUUCAACAAUAGAAAGGAUGAAGAAUUGUCACAAUAGGGAUGACAAGUGUGCUGAACAACCUGUAGAGAAAUUAAAACCAACAACUACUGACCCGGCUAUCCUGGAAGCACGCUAUCGCUUUGAAAGACUUAUGGAGGAGAAAGAAACAAUCAAGAAUGGAAUGAAAUGGAUGAAAAAGGAGGUUGUUCCAGCAUUUGAAAACUACAGACCAGAAGCUGGUUAUGAUAAAAAUCUUCAGCACGAGCUUGUGAUGAUUCACUCCCAGUGUCUCAUAUAUGACACCUUCUCAAAAUCGUACCAUCACUACAAUUUCACAAUGAGGACAAGACAGUCUAGGUCAAAGCAGUGGAACUACCAACAAUUCUUCGCUGAAGCCAAAUCCAUGGGGGGUAAAACGCAGUACUUUUGCUGCCCACUGCAGCCUAGUGAGCAUGGUCAUUGCUUUGGAUGCCGGAAGGUUGGCGUUUCUCUUAGACAUCCCGAGAGUGGGGGCUAUGAGAAGGGUAAUUCAGGCUCUGGAUUUCCAUCUGAUAAGUGA